Messenger RNA from Gilbertella persicaria, 1671 nucleotides. Its product is annotated as WD40-repeat-containing domain protein. The transcript is spliced from 4 exons. Gene Ontology annotation, molecular function: protein binding. The coding region runs from base 23 to 1537 and encodes 504 amino acids. The record is from RefSeq and is a predicted model, not a curated record. NCBI's taxonomy places the organism in Eukaryota, Fungi, Mucoromycota, Mucoromycetes, Mucorales, Choanephoraceae.
UCUUUUUUUGAAUAUUUAUAGAAUGACUUUGAUGGCGCCCUCCUUAAUCACACCAAGUACAUCCAAGCUGUUAUCUUAUCUAUCUUUCAAUAAACCCUAUACCCAACCUUCUUCAUCAAAAUCACCCGAUAUGCCGACUUUUAUUACGAUUGUGAUGCGUAAGGAUGGUACACUAACCACAAAAUGCUUGAAUGAUACACAGCAACAGCAGCCACAGGCUCGUUCAAGUACUUUGUUAACCCGUCGUCGUCGUUCAUUUUUAUCUUUACAAUGUCCUUCCUCUUCGCCGCCUAAACAACGCCGACUCAUUCCUUCCUUUAUACCCCGUUUUCAGGCUUGUAAGAGAAAUAGUAUUGACAUACAAUUAUGCGGCGAUAAUGAUCAAAUAGUAGUAACUGCUGAGCGGUCACAAACUUUUAUUCAACGACUACCGAUUGAACUCAUGGUCAAAACAAUGCUCUACCUAGACUGUUUGAGCUUAUUGAGGCUAUCAGAAACAUGCAAACAUUUGCAUCGUAUUUGUCAUCGGAACCAUCACUAUUUAUGGCAGACGUUGUUUCGUACGAAUUAUUGCCAAAAACGGUUAUUGACAGAUGAUGAUUACUAUGAUCUCUACAAGAAUCACUACAGGCUCAAUCAGCGAUGGAAGAGAGGAAAUGUGCAUACACGGUAUCUUACAGGACAUGAAGACAGUGUGUACUGCUUAGUAUGGUUUGGAUCUAACCAAAUUGUGAGUGGCAGCAGAGACCGUUCAGUCAAAGUGUGGGAUCUCAGUCGCCCACAAGAGUCAUUGCUGUUGACCAAGACACAUCAUGAUGGGAGUGUGCUCUGUUUGCGUAUCUCAAGCGAUAUGACAUUUAUGGUAUCUGGGUCUUCCGAUACCACUUGUUUAAUCUGGUCUUUGCCUGAAUUUGUGCCUCGAAAAAGGCUGAUCGGCCAUAGUGGUGGUGUAUUGGAUGUAUGUAUUCUAGAGAGUUUGAUUGUAAGUUCAUCACGUGAUGCGAGUAUACGUGUAUGGGAUACUGCCACUGGACAAGAGAUAAGGCGGUUAGAGGGUCAUGCUGGACCAGUGAAUGCUUUGGGAUCUUUUAAGCGCCUUGUUGUGUCUGCCUCAGGUGAUACAACAUUAAGACUAUGGGAUGUAGAUACAGGACAUUGUCUUCGUACUUUUAUUGGACAUACUCGAGGAUUAGCCUGUGUUCGUUUUGAUGGUAAAUUUAUUUAUAGUGGCGGACAAGACAAUAAGCUUAAGGUGUGGGAUGCAAGUUCAGGAAACUGUAUAUCUACACUGACUGGACAUUCAGAUUUGAUUCGAACCAUCGAUAGCUUUGAGAACAUUGUUGUGAGUGGUAGUUAUGAUAAAACACUAAGAGUGUGGGACAUGAAGGAAAACAAAUGUUUGUUGAGUUUCCAAAGUGGUCAUUCGAGUUGGAUAUUCAAUAGUUUGCUAAACAGAACAAAAAUCAUCAGUGCUGGUCAAGACAAAAGAAUUAUGGUGUUGGAUUUUGGCUAUGAUCUUAUCACUAUUGACCACUAGAAACCGCCAAGAAACCACUUGUUUUUCCUGGUUCUAGUCUCUUCAGCCUCACUUGAUUAAGAAUGAAUUUUUAUUGGAUAAAAAUCACUUGUUCUCUCUCCUUUUUAAUGCUAAAAAGCAACAAAAAAACUCCC